Molecule: messenger RNA, 2272 nt
Organism: Polyodon spathula (Mississippi paddlefish)
Lineage: Eukaryota; Metazoa; Chordata; Actinopteri; Acipenseriformes; Polyodontidae
Gene: skap2
Product: src kinase associated phosphoprotein 2
Exons: 13
Coding region: 155-1189 (344 amino acids)
Cellular component (GO): cytoplasm; plasma membrane
Molecular function (GO): protein binding
Source: RefSeq, a predicted model, not a curated record
AAGAGGAAGUAGCUCACAACCUGUGAAGGGGCUACUUUCUGCUUGCUUGCCUUGGCUGUGUUAAUGAAUAUGUGAAAUGUUUGUGUUGACUUCCUCGUUAGUCUGUCUAACUGCAGAACUUCCUUAGUGAAUUCAUUACUAUAGAAAGACCUAAAUGAAAGCAGAAAUGCAGCCUAUACCGGAAGACGUAAAGACCCUCAUAACAGAUUUGGAAAAGUUUAUAUCAGAUGUGCUGAAAGGAGAAAACCUAAGCAAGAAAACAAAAGAGAAGAAAGAUGCCCUUCUCAAGAAAAUCAAGGAUGUGAAGUCAAGUUAUCCCCAAGACUUCCAAGAAAAAUCUGAUUCAGUGGACUCGGAUAACUAUGAAGACCUGGAAAACGAUACUGUUUCUAUGACAUCAGAAAGAAACGAUAAAGAUGAAGAAUCUCCCUAUGAUACAGCACACCAGUCACCUCCAGUGUCAGCCCAAGAUCUGCAAUCAGUUUUUAAAGCAGGAUACCUAGAAAAGCGCAGAAAAGAUCACAGCUUCUUUGGACCUGAAUGGCAAAAGCGUUGGUGUGCUUUAAGCAACCACACCUUCUAUUAUUUUGGAAGUGACAAAGACAAGCAGCAGAAAGGUGAAUUUGCUAUAGAUGGAUACACAGUCAGGAUGAAUAAUACACUCAGAAAAGAUUCGAAGAAAGAUUGGUGUUUUGAAAUCGUUGCUCCUGAGAAACGCAUCUAUCAGUUUACUGCAGCCUCUCAGAAAGAUGCAGAAGAAUGGGUAGAGCAAAUACAAUUUGUACUGAGAGACAUGGCAUCUGGCAUUAUUCCGGAAGAUGAUGAUGGACAGACCUAUGAUGACGUUGCUUUGAAUGAGGAACCUGGAGCCAUUGAGCCCAUAGAUGAAGACAUUUAUGAAGAACUUCCAGAUGAAGACCUUCCUAAUGCUCCUCAAAAACAGCCAGAGAAAGUGAGCAAACCCAGUGGCAGCAACCUGACAGUUAAUAAAAGCACGGAUUACAGCAAUUACUAUCAGGGGCUGUGGGACUGUGUAGGAAGUCAACCCGAUGAGCUAUCUUUCAAACGUGGGGAUGCCGUGUACAUUCUGAGCAAGGAGUAUCAGAAUUUUGGCUGGUGGAUUGGAGAAAUAAAAGGAAGUAUUGGCAUAGUGCCAAAGACAUACUUAAUGGAGAUGUAUAAUCUUUAAGAGGCUCAGAGAUCAUCUACAAUCAAGUAACUCGUGUGUUAUUGACCAGUCAAAUGAUGCCAUUACUUGUAACUGCAUUUGAAUCUGCUUUGUAAGCUUGCCUUAACAUUUACCCUAUAUAUAAUAUGAAAAUAUUUCCAAAAAGAGCAGUAUUUAAUACUAGAAAUUGCAACAGUUUUUCUAUCUGUAACAGUACACUAUACCCUUUUAAAAUGCAUUAACAGUUACUAAAAGCAAGCCACCAUAACUUCUCAAUCUUAAGUACACCUAUAUGCUACAACAGUACAAAUAUUGAAGACAUACAAAUACAGUGGUGUGUUAUACGGGUUGAAUUUUACAGUCUGGGCAAAUUGCCCACUCCAUGUAUGAUAUUGGAACAAAGUUAAACCAAGCCAUAUGUGUUUAAAUAUUACCAUAAUUUAUUUAUAAUUGUUGAUUUUUAAAAACAUUUUUUAAUUUAAAUUACUUGGAUAAAAAAAAAAAAAAAUCAGAUUCUAAGCAGCUUUUGUAUUGAGUGAACUGUAUCAGCAAUGUUAGUAAAAUAGCUUUUAAUAUUUAUAUUUUAAGCAGCGUAAUGUAUUUCUGUGCUAAAAAUAUGUAAUAGGAAAAAAUGAAUUUUUAGAAAAUACAUAAAAACGAACACAAGGUGGCAGCAGAGACCACGCACAGCUGGUGUAAUCCCCCCACUCUCGGUUAUAAUUCUGCCUCAUUAUUGUAAAUUUAUAGUUUUUUUUUAAUCUAUUUUAUUAUUAUUGAUUCAGGAGAGGGGCUCCCUUCUUGCAAAAAUACGUAAUUAAAACUUUUCAAAACUAUUUUUGCAAUGAAACAAGACAUCGGUUGACCCCUUUCUUCCAUUCUUUGUCAUGUUGUAAUUUGUCCCUUCGCUAGCCAAGCCAAAUUGAAAGAAAACCUACCAUUUUAGUACAGUAAUAUCCCUCUUUCAGGUUUGAUACCUGGAUCCUUCAACCAGUGUGUGCUUGAUUUUGCUUUUUUGUUUUGCAUCCCUCCAUUUAAUUUAUUCAGAUAGCCACACAACCCAAUAAAUGCCAUAACAACAUACAGUAUGUACGAUUACAUUUGCUA